AGUAGUAUCUUAUUGGAUAUAACAUACAGGAGUAGGUGUGUAUGCACGAUGUUGUAUAUACAGGACUAAGCACAUCUAUGUUUACAUAUGUUUUAUUUUAUUUUAAUUUUGAGAAAGAUGUACUGUUUGUGUUUGUGUCACUAUGGACUAUCUUUAAAAAUAGGUAGAACAAUUUGAUACAUAUAUCUUUAUAGUAAGGUAUAAAUAUGUCUGUUAUUACUGGGAAGGGGCGCCAUAGAAGAAAGAAUGACGAGACGAAUCAAUGGGAAUCUGGAGAUGAAGACACGGAGAUAGAGGUGAAGGAGAAGGUGGUACAAGAGCCCAGUACAUUGACAUCAUCGAAACAAGAAGAGCCAUUAAUAGAAGAUGAUGAACAAAAUAUAGAAGAUUUGAGUUCUUUAAGGGAUAAAUCUCGAUCCAAAUACUUACAGAGGCGUCAAGAAACAAAAUUAGAAGAACUCGGUAAAGAAAUAAAACUGUAUCAAGAUAGAAUCAACCUGUUAACCUAUAGAGAAAAGCAAGAUUAUGAACAUAAGAAGAAUAUAUAUGACUUGGUUAAAGGACGAGAACUGUUGAAACGGGAUUCAGAGCAAUCUUCCGAGUAUCAACUUCCUCAGGAUUAUGUCAAUGACCGUAAAAGGAAACUUGGCGUUUUAAACGAAAGAGAAAAGGUUCAAGAAGUUGAGCUAGAACAAGAUCAACCUAAACGUAACCGAUAUGACUCACAAUGGGAAAGAGAUCAACUUGAUAGAGCCACCUUGGGUAAAAGUUUGGCGAAGCCAGAUGCGAUCAAUUUACCAGGACAGGAAGAUUAUGAAUAUGUCUUUGAUGAGUCCCAAUUCGUUGAUUUUGAGGAAGAGAAUACCCUUGAAGGUAGCAACAAAGACCUGGAACUUCCAACAAAACAACCAGAAAUUUCUGAAGCACUGCUGUAUAAGGCAGUACGUGAAUCUCUACCAGUAUUUUCUUAUCGUGAACGGUUUUUAUCAACCCUUGAAAGUCAUCAAAUUCUAAUUGUUGUAGGAGAAACUGGUUCAGGGAAAACCACUCAACUUCCUCAAUAUCUCCAUGAAGCUGGAUACUCUAAGGGGAACAAAAAAAUUGGAUGUACCCAGCCUAGAAGAGUGGCUGCGACAUCGGUGGCGAAUAGAGUUGCAGACGAAAUGGGGUGUAAAAUAGGACAAGAAGUUGGGUACAGUAUUAGAUUUGAAGAUGAAUCGAGUGACAAAACUGUCAUAAAGUACUUAACAGAUGGUAUGUUACUCAGAGAGUUUCUCACUGAUCCAGAACUCUCGCUGUAUGGUGCUUUAAUGAUUGAUGAAGCCCACGAGCGUACUGUAUCUACAGAAAUCAUUUUAAGUUUACUUAAAGAUAUCUUAAAGGUACGUACGGACUUGAAAUUAGUGGUGGCUUCUGCCACUAUGAACGCUCAGAAGUUUUCGACAUUUUUCGAUGAUGCACCAGUUUUCAAUAUACCCGGGAGACGAUUCCCCGUUGAUAUUCAUUAUACAAAGGCCCCAGAAGCAAAUUAUAUCCAGGCUGCCAUUACCACUGUGUUUCAGAUCCAUACUACUCAAGAACGUGGAGAUAUUCUUGUAUUUUUAACUGGUCAAGAAGAAAUCGAAACCAUGCAAGAAAGUCUCGAGGAGGCUGCAACUAAGAUGGAUUUGAAAUCGCUGGAUAAUCAAUUACUUAUAUGUCCCAUAUAUGCUAAUCUUCCACCAGAACAACAAAGUAAAAUCUUUGAACCAACACCUCCAAAUUCACGUAAGGUAGUUCUUGCGACAAACAUUGCUGAAACUUCGAUUACCAUUGAAGGAGUUUCAUAUGUUAUUGACCCUGGCUAUGUGAAGGAAAAUGUUUUCAAUCCAAUAUCUGGGAUGGAAAGUUUGGUUGUUGUUCCAUGUUCGAGAGCCUCUGCCGAUCAACGUGCCGGUAGAGCUGGGCGUGUUGGACCGGGUAAAUGCUUCCGAUUAUACACCAAAUGGUCAUUUUACAAUGAAUUACAAGCAAAUCCAACCCCGGAGAUAUUACGAGUGAAUUUAACUUCUAUUGUACUUCUUUUACUUUCAAUGGGGGUCACAGACUUGAUUGGAUUUGAUUUCAUGGACCCUCCAAGUCCAGAUACGUUGAUGAAGCUGCUUGAGCUCUUGUAUGCACUCGGAGCAUUGAAUGCCAAGGGUAUGCUUACAAGAGUAGGUAGACAAAUGGUAGAAUUUCCUAUAGAUCCAAUGUUUGCCAAAUGUCUCAUCACAAGUUCUAGGUUUGGUGUUACACAAGAAAUUCUAUCGGUCAUAUCCAUGUUGGGAGAAAGUUCUAAUUUAUUCUAUAGACCCAAGGAUAAAAAGGAAGCAGCAGACAAAUGUAAAGAGAAAUUCCAUCAAGAACAAGGUGACCAUUUAACCUUACUUGAAAUAUGGAAGGAAUGGGUUGACACAGGGUAUUCAAGUCAAUGGUGUCAGGACAAUUAUGUACAAUAUAAGACCCUUAAAAGAGCACGCGAGGUCAGAGAACAACUUUCAAGGUUAUGUAUAAAGGCUGGGAUUUCCGUCGAUCAAAAAGAUGAACCACGCGCUGAUUCAAUCACUCAAAUGAUCCAAAAAUCUAUUACUUCGGGAUUUUUCCCCAAUAUCGCAAGAUUAUCAAAGAUGGGUGAUUCAUUUCGAACCCUCAAGAAAAAUCAAGCGGUUUAUAUACAUCCAUCAUCUUCUAUAUUUCCAACAAAACCACCUCCGAAACUUUUACUUUAUCAUGAAUUGGUGCUCACCAGUAAAGAGUUUAUGAGAAAUUGCAUGUUGGUGGAUGAUCGAUGGUUGUCUGAACUUGCACCUCACUAUUACAACGAUAAGGAGUUGGAUUUAAGUAGAAAAUGAGUGAGGAGUACUACUUGAUACAUUGUUUAAAAUAUUUAUCAACUCAUAUAAGGGAUUCUCAUUAAAAAGCGAAAAGAUCGCUCGGUCUAUAAAGGUAAUA
[Candida] anglica is the source of this 2973-nucleotide messenger RNA. The record is from the annotation of a GenBank genome assembly. Lineage: Eukaryota; Fungi; Ascomycota; Pichiomycetes; Serinales; Debaryomycetaceae.